Molecule: messenger RNA, 3982 nt
Organism: Eublepharis macularius
Lineage: Eukaryota; Metazoa; Chordata; Lepidosauria; Squamata; Eublepharidae
Product: zinc finger BED domain-containing protein 6-like
Exons: 2
Coding region: 84-2789 (901 amino acids)
Molecular function (GO): DNA binding
Source: RefSeq, a predicted model, not a curated record
UGGAGCCACAGGGGCUGGCGUUGCCACCCGCCUCCCUUCUGCAGCCGCUGCCUUCCUUCCAUCUUGGCUCGGGCUCCUCCACGAUGAUGCCAAGGCACAGCAGGGGGAAACGAGCUCCACCAACAGCCUCCAGCAGAAGAGUCGCAACCUUCCAUCUGCAGGAACCUCAUUUUCCCAGUGAAGACGAAGGCGGUGCCCCGCAGGAGCCUGCAAUGGAGACUCCAGUGGUCUGUUUACAGCCGGUGCUGAAGGAAGAAGAAAACUGCCAGUCAACGGUGCACGACUUGUUCUCUUACCUGAAGGAAAAGGAGGAGGAAGAAGAGGAGGAGGAAGAGGAGGAAGCCACAAACCUGGGAGCUUUCUCGACAGCACCUUCGACUUCUGCCCAGUUGGACGUGAAACUCUCCUGCCACACAGAGGUUCAUGAGACACUUUCCUAUUUAAAGAAGGAGGAAGACGAAGAGGAGGGUGCCGAGGUAACCUCAUCGUCCCCCCCGCCACGUAACCUUCCGCCCCCUGCCACCUUUCCGGUCCUUCCUUCCUAUGCAUCUCCCACUGUCCUAGGAAGAAAGUUUCAUCACCAUGGAGGAAUAGAGAUGCUGCAUUUCUUCACACCCCUAACGCAAAUCUCGGCUGCUCCACCUCACUCCAAGCGCGGGCGUGAGCGUGAUGUGCCGACCACAGGGAUGGAUGCCACGCCGCCUCCCGUGCCCAAGAAGACCACGUCGGCGGUGUGGGACUACUUCACUGUGGAUCCCAGAGAGCCCUGUGUGGCCGUCUGUAGCACUUGCCAGAAACGGGUGAGGAGGGGGAAGGAUGGCGGCACGCGGCCGGGCACCACAGCCCUCCACAAACACUUGAAGGUCCACCACGGCCUUCACUUGCCAGGAGUGGCGGUGGUUCCUCCUUCCCCUCUACUGCCCAUCAAGGAGAGGCCGCACAGCAGUGCCAUGGUGGUCACCGAACCCACGCCCACCUUUCCGCUUGCUCGUCCAGAGAGGAACCAGCCUUAUUACCCUCCCACUCACCCAACAGCCAUCCAGUUGGCCCAAGAGACUGCUUGGAUGUUAGCUGUGGACAUGCAGCCACUCUCCUAUGUGGAAAGCGAGGGGUUUCACCGGCUGAUGGCCACCGCCCAGCCUCGCUGGAAGGUGCCUGGCCGUGCAUUCUUUGCAACAAAGGCCAUGCCAGAGUUGUCCAAUGUCUUGUCCAGAGCUGUACGCCAAGCAGUGGCGUGCAGCGUAGGCCGCACCAUCCAUAUCGCCAUAGACCUGUGGUCUAGCAACCAAACGGUGUCCUAUAUGUCUGUGACAGGGUGCUGGGUGGCUGAUUUAGGAGGCACGCUCUCCCGGCAGCACGCCACCCUCUCUGUGCGCGCCUUCGAAGGGACCUGUUCGGCCGAAGACAUCUGCCAGAAACUGAGGGAAGUCUUGCAGGAUUGGCUGUAUGACCUGAAGACUGGUGGGGUGAUCUCAGACGACAGCUCCAGUGUAGCUAAAGCCGUGCGGGACCUGCGUCUCAGACACGUCCCUUGCCUGGCUCACUGCCUGAAGAUGGUAGUGAAGGCAUUUUUGGCCGCCGACACCCAGGUCGCCCGGCUGUUGAAAAAGGCAAGGAGGAUUUGCAGCCGCUACAACCGCUCAGCAGCUGCUCGACGCCAUCUCCUGGAAGUGCAAGCCAACCUGGGCGUACACCAGCCAGUGUGGCCGGAGACCCCACCGAGAUCAAACUCCACCUUAAAAAUGCUAGAAUGCCUCUUCAGGCAACGCCAAGCCAUCGGUGCCAUGUUGGACCAAGACGAGGAAGCCUCCUGUUUACACCUGACGCCUGCAGACUGGAAGCUGGUGAAGUGCCUGAUGGAAAUCCUCAAACCGUUUGAAGAUGCUGCCGCACUGGUCACCCGAACUGAUGCUACUCUGUGCCAGGCGCUGCCUCUUCUGUGGUUCCUGGAGGAACAGCUCCGGGCACUGAGGACUAGAUACUGCCAGGAGAACAACACAGGAGCACACCUGACCACACAGGCCUUGGAUCUCCUAGUAGGUGACAGCCAGCUUCACGGAAUGAAGAACAGCAUGAUUUGUCGUGUUGCUGCCUUCCUGGAUCCUCGCUUCAGGGACAUCACCACCAUGAAGCUGGGCGGCGCCGAUACGGCCGAUGCCACCCUGUUAAGGGAACACAUCAUCAACUUGGCCAAGAGGUCCUACGUGCCCCCUGGACCGGAUGCGGAGUUCUCACAGGCUGGCCGUUCAUCUCCACAGCAUCCCAGCGCUUCCAGCAACCCGCCCGGCUCGGCAGCAUGGCAGUUCACUAUGAAGCGGUGGAGGGCAAUUACUAAAAGCGACCCUGCAAUGGGGCUGUCGACGGAAAGGGGAGCCGCUGCCGCCCUUCGGGAAGUAGAGGAGUAUCUUCAGGACAACGUGGACCACGUUGGAGAAAACGCAGACCCUAUGCUGUAUUGGCAAGCAAAGAUGGGGAUAUGGCCGACGCUCUUCAAGGUUGCGGUGUUUCAUUUUGGAUGCCCGCCAACUUCAGCGUUCUCCGAGGACCUCUCCAAGAUUAGCGGCUCAUCUUCACCUGUCAGCUACCACCAAAACCUGUCCCCCGCCAACGUGAAGAUGUUUACAUUCAUACGGAAGAACCGCCAUCUCCUCCCACAAGAUUGGAGGCUCUCGACCGGAGACCUCUCCUCGUUGCAAAGUGCUGCGGGGUCCAGGGAAGAGAUGGAUAUGGAAGAGGAAGAAGACCUUCUGAUAAUGGAUGAGGAAGGGCAAGAAGAGGAGGUGGAGUGAGACACUCGGCCGCCUGGCCUGUGAACUUUUGUUUCCUCCCAUAGUUGGUUUGAAAACACGUAAUUUUUAUUUUGCUUUUGAAGUCUUGUGGUUUUGUCUGGUGCGUCUAAUAUUAAAAAAUCAUUGCCGUUCCACAAAUGAAGGACUUUUUGACUUCUGCAGGCAGGGCUAGCAAUCCUUCCCUGCUGUUAGUUUUAAAAAAAGUGUGUUAUAACAGGCUUGCAGAACUUGUGAUUCACUAAGCUGAAUGCAGCCAAGUGGACCGGUACCCCCCAGAGAGCUACAGACCGCCCACUGCCUGCCCAUGGCUGCAUAAACAGGAAGGUGAUGUAGCAUUUGGUAGGUGGAAAGUUGCCCGCAGUGGGCCACAAGUUGAGGAGAACCAGGGUGUGACUGCAGCUCUAUGGACACGGCCAAGGAGAUUCAUGCUCUGACUAGAUGUGCAUAACCCCUUUUUAAAGAGUGUACCCCCCAUUAUCUGAAAGGCAGGUGGAUCUCUUUUUUUCAAAAAUGAGCAAGAUUCGAGUCAAGUGGCACUUUAAAGAUCAAAGUCAAGGGAGCUUUGAUUCUUGAAAGGUUAUACCCUGGAAAUCUGGUUAGUCUUUAAGGUGCUAGUAGUCUUUAGGGUAUUACUUGCUCUUCUACUGCAGGCCAGCACAGUUACGCAUCUGAACCCCUCUUUUUAAAAAAGUUAUGAACAAAACUUUCUUUUAUUACUAUAUACCUAUAACUUGCAUGCAAAUUUAAGACUACCCUUCUUUUCUUUGAUGAUACACCUGGACAAAACACCGAGUUCUCUUUUCAGGUAAACAGGAUAAUAAUUCACAGUGUGUUGAUUGUCUCUGGAAACCACACUGAAAAUGACGUAAAGAAAACUGAGGUUGCCAUUCUCAGGGCUACAUCUCAGUUUUCAUUGGGUAUCUUGCAACAUUGUGGCCUAGAGCCGCUCAGCUUUUCUUCUGGAAAAAAGGAGAUCCACCUCCGAUGACCAUGCCAAAAAGUUAUGCUGGAGAUCAUGGGACCUGUAUGUUCAAAGUCCAUUGGGACAGGGCUAUAGUAAGAAGGGGAAUUUGGCAAAGCGCUGUGGGAAAGCUGGCUGGAUGCAGCCCUGUGUUUCCUGUGAAUUUUCACUUGCUGCUCUAAGACAGAGAUGGAACAAACGAGGCACAAAAUGCACAACCUACAAAAAUAAA